Messenger RNA from Megalops cyprinoides (Indo-Pacific tarpon), 4075 nucleotides. RefSeq names its product E3 ubiquitin-protein ligase RNF31. Bases 230 to 3577 code for a protein of 1115 amino acids. Gene Ontology annotation, cellular component: LUBAC complex. NCBI's taxonomy places the organism in Eukaryota, Metazoa, Chordata, Actinopteri, Elopiformes, Megalopidae. Gene Ontology annotation, molecular function: K48-linked polyubiquitin modification-dependent protein binding; zinc ion binding; linear polyubiquitin binding. The record is from RefSeq and is a predicted model, not a curated record. The transcript has 24 exons. Gene Ontology annotation, biological process: protein linear polyubiquitination.
UUGUCAAGGGCGCAAAAAUACCCGGAGCGUCAAAAUACCAGUCAGUUUCCGGGUGAAGUAGUCUGGCUAUUUGAGUUACACUGAAUCGCGGUGCGUCAGCUAUUGUUUUUGUUGUCUGUCUGUUGUCAGUCGUUUGUAAUUUUCAUUUUGAAAAAUCUACAGGGGAAUGUGAAGAAGAAAUCAUCAGCGGACACGGCUAAUGUGAAAAUAAGCGUAAACACUGAGACCCAUGGCAAAUCUUUCCUCCCAGCUGGAAGAGCUAAGGGGUGAAGCAGAGGCUGUCCUGUCAUCCACAGGCUCCGCCCAGGAAGUGAAGAAGGAUGUGUUGCUCAUGGCCAAUAUACCCCUCCCCCUCUCUGCCAAAUACCGCCACAUUGCUGCGGAGAACAUGGUGGCAGAAAACAGCAUGGGCAGCAACAGGCAGGAGACCAUGGCGUGCCUGCAGAGGUUGUCCACAGCCCUGAACAUCCUGGAGAAGUAUGGCUGCAACCUCACCAGUCCCAACCGACCCAAGUACUGGCGCAGCGUCAAGCACAACAACCCUGUCUUCAGAGCCACCGUGGACGCCAUCAGGGGGGGGCGGGCUGUGUUGUGUCUCUAUGGUUACUCCAACCAGCAGCCAGACGGCCUAAGCUUCCCUGAUGAUAUCAUGGAACCUGAUGUUGAGAAGGUUGCCGCGGUAACCCUGGAGGUCAUGACCCUGCGCAUGGAGCUGGAAAUGCUCAGCAAGGAGACUCACCCUCACCCCGAGUUCUUUGAGAGGAUCAUUCCUUCUCUCAACCAGCAGGGGGCACCACCUGAGCAGGGUGAGGAUGGGUCUGUGCCCGAUGAGCUGCUCAUUCCCCCCACGGAGAGGAGGUGGCAGAGGGACAACCAGUCCCCCUCCCUGCCCCCCAAACCCGCACACAGCCCGGGGCUCACCCCAGCUUCCCUUACACCCAUCCUUCAGACAGGUGGCUGCAGUCUCUGCGGAGGUGCUCCGUCUCUCCUGUGCCCUCCCUGCGGUUCCAUGCCCUUCUGUGAGUCAUGUGACCUGGUCUUCCACCGCCACCCCAGCAGAGCCAAUCACAAGCGGGAGCGCACGCAGGCACCGGAAAACUGCACCAUAUGUUGUGCAUUUCCAGUCUCCGCCCACUGCUCCACUUGCGGCCAAUGGCUGUGCUCGGAAUGUGACAGACUGUACCACUCCCACCCAGGACAGGCAGGCCACAGCCGAACUGCGGUGACCUCUGCCACGCCCAAGAGGGCCGUCAGUGCGUCUCUCUCCUCGUGGCAGUGUGUCCACUGCACCACAGUGAACGAGGUGCAGGCAGUGCUGUGCGUGAGCUGCGACCGACCUCGCCUGGCCAGCACUCCCUCUGCUGGCCUGGAGGAGCCACUGCAGCCAUCCACUAUCACAGAGUGGCAGUGUAAGAGCUGCACGGUGGUGAACGCGGGCAGCAGCGUCCUGUGUGAGGUGUGUGAGCGCCCCCGCCUGGCCACACGGCCGCCGCCCACGCCCAUACGCCCCUCCCCUCACCUGCCGGACCUGCCCAAGGGCACGGACACACAGUGGGUGUGUCAGUUCUGUACCUACGUCAACUCCACCCUGUCCUCCCCUGUGUGUGAGAUGUGUGACCUGCCCCGCCCAGACCCCGCCCCACUGCCCCACAAACCCCACCCACCAUCACCAUUAAAGGAUGUGCCCCUCCCGCCCGUCAAGCCGCAGACCCCGCCCACAGAGGACCCUGAUUUGAAGAGACAGAAGCUGAUGAGGGAGGAAGGGCUAAAGCUGAUCCAGCUAAUCAGAGAAGGGGAGAAGAAGGGAGUGAGCCCGGAAGAGGUGUACACAAGCGUGCACGUUUCCGGGGGCAAUACCGUCACUCCCUGUGAUUGGCUGAAGUCCGAGCUACCCCACCACCUGGACGAAAUCUGUGCCAGGGCAGCCUCCGUCCAGCAGGACUACAAAAUGGGGCAUUCUGGGAACAGCAGGGGCAGGGCUGGGGAGGACCGGCUGGGGUUGGCUGCCCAGGGCGGGGGUGUGCAGGUGUCCCGGGCCGAAGCCAAGCAGGCCUGGCUGUCAGCAGGGGGCGACACUGAGAAGGCAGUGCUGCAGGUGUUAAGGGACAGGCGUGCCAAGGUGCGGGAGCUGGCUUCUCUGGGUUUCUCCGACCUGUCCCGGUGUGAGGAGGCCCUGAGGCUGAGCGGAGGGGAGGUUCGGGGUGCUCUCUCCCUGCUGCAGCGCCCCCUGCUGGAGCCCUUCCACCAGCGCCUGUGGAGCGACGAGCCAGAGCCCAGCAUCGACACCAGCCACCCGGACAAGCAGAGGGUGUGCAGACGGCUGCUCGCAGUGUACGAGCUGCCCAGCUGGGGGCGCUGUGAGCUGGCCCUUUCUCUGCUGCAGGACCCAGGGGCCCCGUAUACCCUGGAGGACGUGGUGCAGGCAGUCCGAGAGUCACAUGACCGAGAUUUCAUCCGCCGGGUCCUCGCCAAGGAGUGCCCCAUCUGCCUGUCUGUGUAUCCACACAACAAGAUGCAGUCGCUGACCUCCUGUCAGUGCUCGGUGUGCUGCGACUGCUUCCAGCAGCACUUCACCAUCGCUGUGAGAGACAAGCACAUCAGAGACAUGGUGUGUCCCGUGUGCUGGGAGCCCGACAUCAACGACCCCGAGCAUCUCAACAGCUACUUCUCCACCCUCGACAUCCAGCUGCGGGAUUGUCUGGACCCGGAGGUGUACGAGCUCUUCCAUAAGAAGCUGACAGAACAGGCUCUCAUCAAGGACCCCAAGUUUCUCUGGUGCAGUCAUUGCUCCUACGGGUUUAUCUACGAUGGAGACCAACUGAAGGUCACCUGUUUCCAGUGCAGGAACAGUUUCUGCGCCCAGUGCAAGAAACCUUGGGAGUCGCAGCAUGCUGGCUUGUCGUGUGAGCAGUUCCAGUCCUGGAAGAGAGAGAAUGAUCCGGAAUAUCAGAGACAGGGGCUGGCAGGGUACCUGCGAGACAACGGCAUCAUCUGUCCUAACUGCAGGUUUCAGUAUGCUCUGUCUAAAGGCGGCUGCAUGCAUUUCUCCUGCUCUCAGUGCAGGUACCAGUUCUGCAGCGGCUGCAACAACCCCUUCCACACAACGUGCACAGUGGCACAGUGUUCUGUCACAGGUCUGCAUGCGCAUCACCCUCGAGACUGUCUGUUCUACCUGAGAGACUGGGAGCCCCCAAGACUGCAGGCGCUGCUUCAGAAGAAUGGUGUUGCAUUCAACACUGACCCCCCACAUGGAACUCAAGCUGGUGCGUGUGGGGUGAUGGAGCAGAAGGAUGAGGGGGGUCGGCAGGUGGACUCACCCUGCGGAGCUCAAACCCAGCCUGGCCAGGCGGGGCUCUGCGAGAAGCACUACAGAGAAUACCUGGUCAGCCUCAUCAAUGGCCACUCCAUAGACCCCGCCCCUCUCUUCACGGCCAAUGAAGUGACUGUAGCCUGUAGGAGAUACCAAGUGGACGACCGCCGGGGGGAGAAUGAGGAUGACAGGGCGUACUACUCUCGGCUGCUGAGGAAGCUAAUUGAAGAGGUUCCCCUGGGUGACAAGGUCCCGCGCAAGAAAUGAGAAAUCGUUCAAGCUCUUUCUGUUUUUAAUAACAGGCGGUAGAUUCGACGGCAUGUCACUAGUGGCCCAGUGCAAGCUAACGUGCAGACACAGAAGGAGUGUUCAUUCUGAAAUCCUCGCUAUCUCUCUGUAGUCUAGAGUAGGUACUCGGCUCACUUUCAUAACUGUGUUGUUCCCAUGGUAACUCAGAACGUAGUCCCUCCUCCACCGUCCCGCCUGCUCCACUGGCCAAUCACGGGGUGGCAAUUUGUGUGGCGGCUGACGGAGCCUCACCUGCUGCUCAGUUGCUGCUGAUCCCAGAACAGCUGUCGGUUUCAGGCCCCUGUCAGUAUGCAUGCCGAAAUAAAUGAUUCCUCUUCUCAGUGGCGUCUCAGAGGUCGUGUUUUGAGGUAGAUGGGAUCCGCCAUGGCACUUUCUCACACAUUUCGCCGCAAGUGAUUUUCACAUUUGAAACACGAUUCACCACCGACCGGUGAUCCUAAAGCGCUCGUUGUAACU